Messenger RNA from Monopterus albus (swamp eel), 7439 nucleotides. It is a transcript of the gene dtx1, whose product is annotated as deltex 1, E3 ubiquitin ligase. The transcript is spliced from 10 exons. The record is from RefSeq and is a predicted model, not a curated record. Gene Ontology annotation, molecular function: zinc ion binding. NCBI's taxonomy places the organism in Eukaryota, Metazoa, Chordata, Actinopteri, Synbranchiformes, Synbranchidae. Bases 829 to 2757 code for a protein of 642 amino acids. Gene Ontology annotation, biological process: Notch signaling pathway; protein ubiquitination.
UUUAUAAAAUUGACACGUUGGAUGAUUUUCAGCGGAUAUCUACACAGGUGCGUCUGGACAUUUAUGCAUAUUCGCGGGAACCAAGCAUUGCGUGUUUACUGUGUGUAUGCGUGAUUUUUGGUGUUACACAGAGAAAUGCGUGUCUACAGUGGAAUGGCUCAGUUAUGCACCUCAGAAUGAAAACCGUGCAGCUGGGACAUGCAUUCACUUUAAUACAGCGCACCAACAAGCUGGUGUAGUCUGUAGGCUACCAAUAAAACCGCGGUUUGGAUUUCUGCAAUAACACUGGAUUACAGGAGCUGCAGGACGUGGGUUUGAAGGAGAAGGGGAGACGAACAUAUCACAGAUGUGAAAAUACAGAUCGAGAUUUUCAUUUCAGUUUUUUUUUCUUUUGCAUUAUGAUUUUUGGCCGGAGCCUGUGAAAUGCAGCCUCUAUCUAACAGAUGUGUGGCACUACAGCUGCAGCCUACAGAGUGCGUCUCCAGUUUACCUGCAGCGGACUGAGACUGCUACAGCUGCAAAUCUCGCCGUCAUUGUCAUCAACAUCUGCCACUUCACAUAAGACAAGACACAAGAGGACAGAGGUUGCUUUUUGGCUGAUCAAAGUGCCAGUUAGAAAGUGGGCUACCUGUAGAUGAUGACUGCAAACAAGAUGUGUGCUUGAAAGCAGCAUGAGAUAAUUUGAGACUACCACACAAAUAGCUGAUUCGAGCCUUUUCUGUCUGGCGCUGAUGAAAAUGUUCCAGUGUGUCAGUUGACUGACAUGCUCAUGGUGGUGUUCUAGCUCGGGACAUAGUCAGUAACUGAAGUGCAGACACCACAAAGGAGAUGGCCCGUCCAGGAUCAGGGCUGCUGGUGCCCGUCAAUGGGAUGGGGUACCCUCCUCAGAACCUGGCCAGGGUGGUGGUCUGGGAGUGGUUGAACGAACACGGACGCUGGAGGCCCUACAGUGCAGCUGUUUGCCACCAUAUUGAGAACGUAAUGAAAGGGGACGCCCGGGGUACUGUUGUUCUGGGUCAGGUGGAUGCCCAGCUCUCACCUUACGUCAUCGACCUGCAGUCCAUGCACCAGUUUCGACAAGACACAGGCACCAUGAGACCCGUACAGAGGAACUUCUAUGAGCCAUCGUCUGCCCCAGGAAAAGGCGUGGUGUGGGAGUGGGAGAACGACAAUGGCUCAUGGACACCAUAUGAUAUGGAGAUCUGUGUGACCAUCCAGAAUGCCUAUGAGAAGCAGCACCCUUGGCUGGACCUGACCUCUCUGGGCUUUUGCUACCUCAUCGACUUCAACAGCAUGUCUCAGACCAACAGGCAGAGCCAGCGCAAGCGACGCCUGCGGCGACGCAUGGACUUGGCCUACCCCCUCAUCAUGGGUUCCAUCCCUAAGUCACAGUCCUGGCCUGUGGGAGCCAGUUCUGGCCACCCCUGCACCUGCCAGCAGUGCAUCCUGGUAAACAGCACAAGAGCUGCCUCUAAUGCUAUUCUGGCUUCUCAGCGACGUAAGCUCUACGGAGGGACAGCAGGCAACCCAGGCGCUGCAGGAACUCUCACUGUAGUUCGGCAGAGCAACACUUUUGCUGGGACGUCCCUGUGGUCUCCGACAUCCACCUCAUCUGGCACCAACAACAAUAACAUAAGUGUAGGAGGUGGGCAAGCCAAAGCUGAACAGGUGCAGUUGCCAGUGUCUAGUGCCAACUUCCCCCGCUCCCCUGUGAUGCCAUCUCUUUCAUCCGCCCAUGUCCACCAUGCUUUUACCAUCAACGGACAGAAUAACCUGAACCGGCCGGGGACCCAGCGACUUUCCAUGGGCACUGCCAGAGGAGCCAUCCCACCAGGCGUUCCUGCCCUCCCAGUAAAGAACCUGACUGGAUCUGGACCAGUGCAUCCAGCACUAGCAGGUAUGACAGGUAUCCUGAUGUGCGCUGCAGGUCUGCCAGUUUGCCUGACAAGGGCCCCCAAGCCCAUACUGCACCCACCACCCAUCAACAAAAGUGACAUGAAGCCUGUGCCAGGGAUCAACGGCAUGCGCCGCAAAACUAAGAAAAAGCACCUGAGAAGAGGGAAAAACCCAGAGGAUGUAGUGCGAAGAUACACAGAGAAGAUUAAAGUGAUGCCAGACGAGGACUGUACCAUCUGCAUGGAGAGGCUGGUCAUGUCAUCAGGCUAUGAAGGCGUCUUGCAGCACAAAGGCAUCAAGCCAGAGCUGGUGGGCAAACUUGGCAAGUGUGGGCACAUGUACCAUCUGCUGUGCCUGGUGGCUAUGUACAACAAUGGCAAUAAGGAUGGCAGUCUUCAGUGCCCAACAUGCAAAACCAUCUAUGGGGAGAAAACGGGCACCCAGCCUCCUGGGAAGAUGGAGUACCAUGUCAUCCCCCACUGCCUGCCCGGCUACCCAGACUCCAAGACAAUCCGCAUUGUCUAUGACAUUCCAGCUGGGAUUCAGACCAAUGAGCACCCCAACCCUGGGAAGAAGUUCAGUGCGAGAGGGUUUCCGCGACACUGCUACCUUCCCGACAAUGAGAAAGGCAGGAAGGUCCUGAAGCUGCUGAUCAUGGCCUGGGAUCGACGCCUCAUCUUCACCAUUGGCACGUCCAGCACCACAGGCGAGUCGGACACGGUGGUGUGGAAUGAGAUUCACCACAAGACAGAAUUCGGUUCUAACUUGACAGGUCACGGCUACCCCGACCCCAAUUACCUGGACAACGUGCUGACAGAGCUGUCGGCCCAGGGGGUUGGUGAGGACAACCUGAAGGACUGAUGGCCAGCUGAGCUGGUAUACAGCAACACAAGCCACAAUGCCCCACCAUCUGCCAGAAAGCAGGAACACUGCUUGAUGGACUGAAAUGCAGCAGACACCUCUUUACUCCCCACAGACAGAAAUAUCAUGCGGCGGUGGCACGAGUGCAGAGGAAGCAAAAUUAUGUGGUUAUGACCAAUGCUUUGAUUUGUAUACCCUAAGAUUUCCCUCAUACUGUCUCUUGAUCCGUCCCUUGAGCAUGCUGUGUUCAUGCCAAAAUUUCUGAGGGAUUUCUGUCUUGAUGUUGGUAACUACAGGUAAAUGGUAUGUCACACUUUUCAUAUUUAAACUGAAGCUGUUCCUCUGCACUUGGAGUAAAACGAUGAGGAGCCCAAACUAUACGAAGGUAUGUUUGUAAAUGCGGAACUCCAGAAUGCAUGGCCCAGACUAACGCUGCAUUAACCAAUGUUGAGUGGAUAUCUGCAAUAGGGUGAGGUGCCAGUAGAUCAGUUGUUGCUUGAUAUUGAGAAGAUACAUUUAUGAGAAUUUCAACUUUACAACCAUUUCCUUAUUUACUCUGAUAAUUAUUGUCUGUAAUGUGGUGAAACUUGGUUUUGUAAACGAGAGGAUCUUGACUCUGGUGAUGUCAUUUAAGGUUACACAGGGCAUUGCUGAGGCCACUUCUAAUACCAGAGAUCAGUUCUUCUGUAAAUGAAAGUGUAUUGAGCCUGAAGUAUAUGUAAUAGAUUCCAGAGAGGUAACAGCUAUGGAAUAUUAGUGUAAUGUAAAUGAAUGUCAUGUGGACUGUGAUGAAAUGCGCAUCUUACCAGUCCAUUCGAGGCUUAUUACAAGGUGUUGUAACUUGAAAGGCUGAGGUUGCGGAACAGGAUUUGCUACACUUCAAGGUUAAACUCAUUUGUUUUGUCGACACACUGAUGAUGCUAACCUCUAUAAAUAUAAAGCCUGCAUUACUAUUGUCCCUGUUGAAGCAAACCCAGGCAUUGGCACGAUCCAUAAUGCUGACCGUACAUGAGGGGCGAGUGUGUGACUGUGAGCUCUGAGGCAUUAAUACACCAGCUUUAAGUCCUUGAGGAGAAAUGCUGAAAACACUUCUCACAGAUGGACGUUCCUCUUUCAAACACAAACAAGUUUUCUCCUUGGAGAUCCAAUCUGGGCAGUGCUCCCACCCACCUGCAAUCUACAAGUCUCUUGUGACCUUGUUUGCAGCUAGGCAGUGCACUGGGCUUUACUAUAGCUUUAGUAUAGCAAGCACUGAAACACUUUGUUCCCAGUGUGAGCUCACUCAAGAGUUGUUAGAGGCAACCCUGAUGUGUGGCCUCACCCCCACUCUCCACCUCCUCCUCCUCAGCCGAGCACUUCAUUCUAGGAGCAAUGCAAAUGUGGGCCUAGUAUGUAGUUGGCUGGGAACAAUCUUUCCCCUUCAGAUUUAAUGCACAUGAGCUGAAGACUUUUUGAAGGUCUUUGGUGGCAUCUUGUGAUGUUUCUUUCCUCUGAGAUAAAAGAUAUCCCAGUGCUGCAUAAUUCUCUGAGUAUAUCUGAUCAAUUUUAAUGAGCAGGGAUGUUGAUAUAAGGUAUGUUGUGUGGGCACCCAGCUGUGGACUUAAUUUUUGGACAGAAUCAUGGUCUUCCAUAGCACUUUCGGGCAACCGUUUUGUUUAAUUAGUUGAUUCAUUUUUAGAAAAAUGUCUUAAAUUGCAACUGUUUUUUUAAGUUGAUGUUUAUAAACUGGCUUGCAAUGCUUUGAAAAAAAUAUAUUACACAUUUGCAGAUGUGAUAUACCUUUAAAAUCAACCACAAUUUGAGUGAGUGGUGUAAGUUUAAUUUAUUUUUCUAUACUCUUCUAUACUGAAAAUACAAAGACUGGCCCACAUAUCUACACGCAGGCACAUAUUAACAUGAACACAUUAAAAACUGGCAAAGUUUGUCAGUAUGUCAGGGACUGUUUAAAUAUGUAUGACAUGUUAUUGAUGUCUUAUAUUACAAGUAGUCAUAGCAUAAGUUUUUGUUGUCUAAUGUAUUUGAUCCCCUGUGGGACUCCAGUAAAUACAGUAAAUGUCUUGAUUACUAGUGGGGGAGCUAUAGCAGCAUGACAAUGGCUGUUCCCCUCAAAUGGGCCAAUUCUCGUUUUCUGAUUGUCCAGAACAUGGGAGUGAUGACAGUCGGCCAUUUUAGUUUAGUCUGAAGGUGAGACUGGGUUAAAAAUCAACUACAAAUAUUCUUAGUUGGUGGUAUUUGCCUCAGCCAGUUGUCAAUCAGAGAUAAGUACACAAAUUCUUUUGUAUUCGAAAGUCCUGAACUGUUUUUUGACUACAUGCUUCCUGGGUCUUGCAUCAACAGAUAUUUUCUAUUUUACAUAAUUUUUAAAUUUACAGUAUGUUCUUGCUUUUAAGGUCUGUUAAAUCAAAUUGUUCAUGCAAAUUUCACAGCAGAUUUCCCCAGGAGUUGGUAGAGACCAUAACACAGCUAAAACAGUCAAUAUUACAAUUUUAACCUGUUCAGAAACAUGACUUCAAAUUAAUAAUGUUGUAUCCUAAAAGCUGAAACACAUAUGCAAAUAAGCAACUGUUUGCUGAUAACUAUAUAUUUUUCAACCUUAAAGGUGAUGAUGUGCUCAUAACUUGUUCCUAAAGCAAACCACUAAAAGUAUUUGUCAGUAUGACUUUUGACCCAGGUGUUGAACACAGUCAUUGUUUGGCCUGUUCCAUUUCAAGUUUGCUCCUUUUUGGCACCCUUUAUAAAAUAGGACAGCAAGACAGAAUGCUUCCAGUCUAUCAGGGAAUUUUUUCCAUGUUGAGCAAAGUUUCAUUAUCUAAAGAACUCCGUGUUUGCUUUUUCAGCUUCUCCUUUCCAUGUGUCGGUCUUGUAGUAUGAACAAUGCAGGCCCUUUAGACUUUUCAGGUGUGUACAGACUUCUAUGGGAGUGAUUAAUAAAACACAGUUUGGUAUUUGAUUAAGGAUGAGAGAGAGAGUGUUCAUGCAAUUUACUAUUUUUAAGAUCUAUGAUUAAUGCAUAGCAGGGAGGCAAAUUUUUGGUUUAAAUGACAAUGGAUGUUUUCUUUAUGAGGUGCCUACCUCCAUGUUUCUGAACAAAAGGGUUGCAGUUCUGAGGAUAUUCACAUGUAUUGGAAAACAUUUUUAAUGUCUCUCUUUGAAUAAUGAUUGUCUCUAAAAGAACUAUUACAUAACAUUGCUGUAUUACUCUUUUAAGAUUCAUUCCUUAUAAUUUUCCAUGUUAUUAUAAAGUAAGUGCGAUAGCGGAUGAAAUCACUUUGUCCUAACAUAUGAAAUUUUUACAGUUGUGCUCUCAUAGUGUCCGCUGCAAACUGUACUUUUUUCUAAAUGAUACCUUAACAUUUUGUGUGGUUAUACUAUAUGUUUGUAUCUGUCUGUCUAUGGGAGUGUGUGUGUGUGUGUGUGUGUGUGUGUGUGAAUGUGUGCAGAGUGUUUGUCAAGUAGAUGAAGCUUAGGUUCAUGUCCUUUAAAGAUACAGUAAUGUUCUCCUAGAGGUGCAUGUUAACCAAACUGUGAGCAAGUUUAUUGACAAUGCAUAGCUCUUGGCAUAUGAAAACACGAUAGCUUCUUUAGAAAUAUCACCCAGGUCUUCUGGUGAUUUUAGCACUGUGGUUUUGCAUCUUACUCCAGUUACAGAGAUUUCUUUUUCCUCCGCCAGGUUUGUUUUACACGGAUGGGCGUUUGGCUGCUUUGCUCACUCUCUUGACAACAUGUAAAACUUCUGAAUGCUUUGCAUUUUUAAGUGCCCAUUUAAUUGACAUUUUAAAAUCAUGAUUUUUGUGGUUUGAUUUUUUUCUUAAGCAGUGUCUACCUAUUGCUAUUUUAAAACGAUCACAAAGAGAAACUCAAAAAGCAAGAUAGAGACACUGAUUAAACCAUAAAGGGCUUCUGAAUCUAUCAAUCUUUACUGAAUUGUGAUGACCCUGUUGCAUGUCUGUGUUACCUGUUGAAAAAUAAAUGUGCCCUCAACAGAGGGAGUUUGUUUGACCUUUUGUCGCCUCAGCUCUCCCUCUUGCACUCUGUGGCAAGCCCUCCUUCAUUUACCUCCACCGUCUCCUUCCCAGGCAGCUCUGUGCACUGCACCUUGUUAUAUAAAUAUAAAUGAGCUUUUCUGGAGCUGUGGAGUGCAGCAGAAACGGUUCUCACUGGCAAUAAAUUUGCUUUAUGUUCAUCUUGUGUCAUUGGCUGUUGGUGCUGGGGUGAAGAGCUGUGCUUGGUGCAUUCUAAAGCAGGUGGCCUGCCCAGCAGCUCAGGGGUCAAUCUCCUCAGAGCUCUGGCACCUGCACCUACAGCCCUGCCUUCUCUAAUAUCUAAUAAGAGAGCUAACAGGGAGACUGCUGCAGGUAGGUCUGCUCUCAGCAUUUUAAUAAGGCCGAAGGGAGAAAUGGCUGCAAACAUUGUUUUUGUGGCAGAAUUUAACAUUGGAUUCUGACUCCUGGUGGGUUUUAAAAUGUGUGGUUAUGGUGGUUUGGUUUAAUUAUUCAUUUAAACAAAGGGCUCCUCUGAGAUCUGUCAGACACAUAAUGACAUUUCCUAUAAUGCCAUGAUUGAAUGAAUGGCAGUGCUUCCACUGAGUCAGACUUUCUACUUUAAAACUAACUGGAGGACGAAUGGACAUAAGGCUAAGACAUAAAUUGGAAAUGCAGCAUUAAUCAUUUCUGCACUUAAUC